Messenger RNA from Salvia hispanica, 1858 nucleotides. RefSeq names its product ARM repeat superfamily protein. The record is from RefSeq and is a predicted model, not a curated record. NCBI's taxonomy places the organism in Eukaryota, Viridiplantae, Streptophyta, Magnoliopsida, Lamiales, Lamiaceae.
CAAAUUAUACUAUGACGUAAUUAAUUCAUGUUAUUAAACAUUUCAUCGAACAAGAAAGGUGCGAAGUGCAGACCAGUCUUCAAUGGCGAAUUCAUCUUCUUCCCUUCUUCAAGAUCUCAUCAGAUUAUCAGAACCUCUGAAAGAAUCACUCCUCCAAACCCAUUACGCUCCGCCAGAAACCUACGCCACUUUCUCCGUUAAAUCGGAGCUCAUCUCUCUCUUGCCAGACGCAGCAAUCUCCGACGCCGCUCUCCCAAGCAAAAUCAAAGACUUCGCCUUGUUCUGCGCGGCGUUGGCUUCCGCUUCCAAUUCCACCUCCCAACACCUCUCGUGGAUCCCCAGCUCACUCUCAAUUCACGCCGCUUCCGCUUUCGAAGAAUUCUCGAGUGCUUACUACGGUGAUGGUGACGACGAUGACGCGCACGCCAAGUGUUCGACGAAAGGCGUAGCUGAACUGGAGUUGGAUUUGCGUGGUGCGGCAGAUAAUGGAAAGAAGCUCUUGAUCGAGCUCAUACCGGAGAUCUUUCCAUUGCUGAAGGAUAGAAUUAAGGAGAGUGCAAUUGAUGCGAAAGACGAGAAUGAUCGAGUUUCAGCUGCAAGUGCUCGGGCUCCAGUGGCCUCCGCUGUUUUGGCGGCCUAUCAGCUGAGAUGGAUUGUUGAACAGGUGGAUGCUCCAUAUAUAGGGAAGCUUUGCUUGUUGAUGAUCCCGUGUUUGUUGACGGCGCUUGAUCACUGGUCUCCAGAAGUGAAAGGCCAAGGCAUGAUAAGCUUUAUACAUCUUGCGAAAACAGUAAAUGCUGCAGAGAUUGGUGGAUAUGCGGAUGUAGUUCUCGAUGCUUGCUGUCAAAACAUUGCUUCUGAUGAUGAGAUAUGGCAGUAUGUGGUGGAGAUGUCAGUGCUUCUCAUCGCGUUACUUCAGAAGAAUAAUCCUCGUAGUUCAUGGUGUGAGAAGCUGCUGAGUGAGAUGUUAAACCAUUUAGAAAGGCAACCAAGAAAUAAGCAGCGGCGUGUUGUGUGGCUAACACACAGCGAGCCUUUGCUCGACACUCUUGGACUCGUACUGCUAGCCCAUUUUAGACGCCUUUUCCCCCUUUUCUUCAAAUGGAUGCAUGCUGAUGAUGACGAAACUGUUUUAUUGGUUCUUGAACGUUUGACGGCUGUCGUGAGACUUACAUGGAUAAGGAAUUCUCCACACAUAGAAAGGUUGAUUGACGAACUUGUAACUCUAUAUAAGGAUGCAGCAUUGAAAGUAGCUCGUGAAGAUAUUCGAUCACUAACUCUUCAGAUUCUAAAGCUGAUCCAGACGUCGAAAAGACCACAGUUCGAUGCAACCUGGUUGAAGUAUAAAGAUGACCCAAACUUAGCACCUCUCGUGCCAUCCUUAACCUAAAGAGAUCGCCUAUUGGUAUACGCUCGUGCCUUUCACUCCCUUGAGGUAAAAUCAGAAAAAAUACGAUUGGUACGUCUGGAGUUCAAUGAUGACAUGCCCCAUUGGUAUACGCCCUGUGCAUAUGCAGUGGCCUCAAUUCUACGAUGCUGAGAGAAAGGUAAUUUGAGACGCCAAUGCCACAGACUUUAGGCACAUUACGAUGGCUGCUGCACCCUCAUUAGGCUUUUGCUGGUACGCAAGUGAAAGGCUCGUUGCUACUUUACCGAGUGUGAAAAGGACCAGACGAUCUUGAUGCAUAUUCGGACUCUGCAGGCCCUUUGAAGAUGAAAAAGAAGUUUCUUCCGCAAGGAGAGCUUUUUAUUUUCUUUUUGGUUUUGGUGUUUCUACCAUUUCAAGAACCAACUUUUGCAAAUCGCAAUACAACUUUUGUUGAAGAUAUUCUUUUCAUAAUAUAUUUGGGUUUCAAUA